GUUUUUUUUUGUACAGUACAGUGAAAUUUAAUAGAUUACUUGAUUGAUUUUGAUUUUUACAGUAGAAAUAUGAAUGAUAGUGAUAAAAUACUGAUAAGGUGAUAAGAGUAAUAUCUAUUUCGGUUGAGUAGCCGGUUGCAGUAACUUUGUAUAUUGGGAAAUUGGCCGUUAGCCGUAACACAGCGAGUUUUCUACUCAGUCGCUAAUUUUCUUUUAUAUUUCAAUAACAAUGAGAACACUUACAAAAUAUAAAUUAAUAUUUUUCUGUAUGGGUACGGUAUUUACGGUCCUUUGUUGUGAAUAUCUGAUUUACCAUGUUGUCAUUAUGCAGUGCGACUGGCCAGAGUUGUCCUCAGAUGCUGAGCACUUGCAUGUGUUUAUGCUGGCGGACAUCCACAUGCUGGGCCCUCGCAAGGGGCACUGGCUGGACAAGUGGAGGCGAGAGUGGCAGAUGCAUCAAGCAUACCAAACAAUCCUCACACUUCACACUCCUGAUGUUGUUUUCAUAUUAGGUGAUAUAUUUGAUGAAGGUGAAUGGACAACUGAUAAACAAUUCAAAGAGUAUGUAGAUCGCUUCUAUAGUCUGUUUAAAGUGCCAGAAGGGGUGCCCUUGUAUGUAGUAGCAGGGAAUCAUGACAUUGGCUUCCAUAAUUUCAUUCGGCGUGGGAAUCCUGAUAGAUUUACACGAAUGAUGAAAGCACCAUCAGUACAGCUAGUAACAUUAAAAGGGAACCACUUUGUUCUAAUCAAUUCCAUGGCCAUGCAUGGAGACAACUGCACUCUAUGCUCGAAAGCCAGGGAGGCUGUAGAUAAUGUUUCAGAAACCCUAAAAUGUUACAAAGAUAAGAAAUUUUGUGGAAGGAAAAGAAAAGUACACAGCUACAGUAAUCCUAUACUUUUGCAGCACUUUCCACUAUACAGAACUUCAGACGGCAUUUGUAAUGAACCAGAUUCACCACCUUUGGUAGAAAAAUUCAAGGCAUUCAUACCUAAACGGGAAUGUCUCUCGGAAGAAUCUACUGAAUACUUGGUGAAUAAAAUAAAACCAAGAGUGGUAUUUGGAGGACACACACACUCGGGUUGCAUCGUGCAACAUAAAUAUGAGAAUGUUCAAGAAACACUGAAUUUUGAGGAGCACUCAAUACCAUCGUUUUCAUGGCGUAAUAGACCUGAUCCUAAAUAUAUGCUGGUCUCAAUAACACCAGAUGAGUAUGCGGUGGACAAAUGUGGUCUGCCAUUGGAGACAACUAUACUAACAAUAUUCAUUAUGUCUUACAUGAUCAUAAUUGCCCUGACAAUAUCAUUGUCUCCAUCGAACACGCUGCUGCGGUGGUGCCGAAGACUUAAGGAAGUAUAUUGAACGGGCUGUGGAGCAGCGGCAGCGCGGUAGCAGCGGCCCGAUUAUCCGGCGAUAAGGCACAAAAACAACUUUUUGAUUUAUGAAGAAGCGAGGUGAAGCCGGCUACCGGGCGCCGCGGCAGGACGCAGUGACGUCAUCAGCUACAGCGGCAUCCGACUACACCACUGCACUGAAGUCUCAAAAACUCAAAGUCUGAAAACAAAAAGUCUCACAAACUACACCACUGCACUGAAAAGUCUUACAAGCUUUUCUAGUCCCUUCUCCAAAACAAUGAGGAGGAAGAUCUCUUGGACCUUGCCAUUGAUAUUAGUAAGUAAGUACUUAUUUCAAAAUAUAAUUCAUUCCAAAGGUGUUAAUUCUUGUAUUAUAUUUAUUUAUUGCAGAUGAAUGUAAGAUAUUUAAGUAACUAAGUAUAUCAUAAAUAAGUACUUUCGAAUAAACUUUAUUAAUAAACCUAUUGAGUAAUGCAUACCAACCUUCAGCAAAUGCAAUAAAAACAAGGAACUCGAUGCGAUAUUCAUAUUUAAAUGUAAAGGUACCUAAGUGUAGUCGAGAGUGGCGGUGACGGGCCGCGUCUGCCCGACCGUGUCAUCUGCUUCAGCCGGCUUCUUCUAAAACAAUGCUUAUUUAUUCAUUGCUUUUUUUAUUGCAGUCAUAUUUAUACUCGCUUUAUGUGGAAAAUAUUUUAUUUGCUGCUAACCAUAUUACGCUUUCUCGGAAAAUGCUUUGAAGCUUAAGCCAUGCUUUGUAUUUUAGUUUUGCCUUCCUUUUAAAGUGUCCAAUUUUUUUUUCUGAAGUAAAAGAUCCACGAAAAGCGAAGUGUUAUGUACCGCAGGAAAAUUACUUACCUGCUUAGGUACUCGUAAAAGAAGUGAAAUGAUAAUGCAGACCGACAGAAGCACGAAUUAAAUUAAACUGUAAAUUUGCCAUAGCUGUGUACAUUACAUACUACUACAUACUUUACUAAACUAGUUUUUUAUAUAAAGUUUUUAAUGGAGGCCUUGGGAAUAAACUGUCGACCCGCGGUCAGAUUUUGAAACAUUUAUGUAAAUGAGUGGUCGAAGGCCCAAGCUGCUCAAAGGCGCCGCCGUUGAAACCUCACUCUCAAAGCCUUUAUUAGCUACGCUUUAAUUGUACAUAUAUCUACCAACAUAAAAGAAAUAAAAUGCAUUGUUAUAAUAAAUUACGGGCCAAAUA
Messenger RNA from Plutella xylostella (diamondback moth), 2557 nucleotides. RefSeq names its product Per1-like protein PGAP5 (gene PGAP5). NCBI's taxonomy places the organism in Eukaryota, Metazoa, Arthropoda, Insecta, Lepidoptera, Plutellidae. Gene Ontology annotation, molecular function: hydrolase activity. Gene Ontology annotation, biological process: GPI anchor biosynthetic process. The record is from RefSeq and is a predicted model, not a curated record.